UCUGUCCUCAUGAGCUGUCACGCUGACAGCUCGAGAGGAGAGCUGGUAAUCAGCAUUCCUCGGAGGGGACAUCUACACUGAUCAUCAGGGCACUGAUGAUCACCCCAGCAGUGCCACCUGUCAGUGCCCAUCAAUGCCAGCUGUCAUUACCGAUCAAUGCCACCUGCCAGUGCCGAUCAAUGCCACAUAUCAGUGCCCAUCUGAGCUGUCUUUCAGUGUCACCUAUCAGUGCCAGUCAGUGCCAUCUAUCAGUGCUGCCAAUCAGUGCCAGACAGUGCCGCCUAUCAGUGCCAUAUAUGAGUGUGCUGCCUUUCAGU
This is a messenger RNA of Staurois parvus, 317 nucleotides long. Lineage: Eukaryota; Metazoa; Chordata; Amphibia; Anura; Ranidae. The record is from the annotation of a GenBank genome assembly.